AAUCUGUUGGCAGUGCGGAUGGCGUAGCAGACGGGUGUAGGCACGUUGAAAAUUCUGUUAAAAAAUACCUUGUUUUUCUUUUUCUUACUUCAUGCAACUGUCAGCUUUGUUAUAUCUACACAAGUAUAUACAUGAAUAAAUAGAUACAUUAUUAUUAUUGUGAAAGCUCACGGUGGUUCGUCGUGAAAAUAGUGACUCGCUUAUACUACGAUCACGCAUUCGUAAUCUAGAGUUGAAUUUCUAUUCUCUCUUUUUUAUUACUCGUUUUCUAUCUUCUUAUUCUAUCUUUUUUUAUCUCGUGUAUCACAUCUUUUAUUUUUAUUCUUAAUUCUUUUUUUUUUUUUUUUAUCUUUCAAACCCGUGUACGCUUGUAUCGUGUGCACCAACGAAUAAGAAGAAUAAAAAGAAGAGAAAGAAAAUAAAAAGAAUAAGAAGAAUAAGAAGAAUAAGAAGAAGAAGAGGAGGAGAAAAAAUCAAAUGACGAGGAAGACACGACACUGACGUUUUGUUUUUGAUCGUGUUGCGUCGCGUGUGUGCCACCAGUUGCGUGUUGCGUUCAACAGGCAAGAAUCUUUGGAACUACAAAAUUGUCUACAAAUUACUUUUCUUAUUGGAUCAUACCGAAUUGUUUUAGAAAAACAUUCCGUAUUAUACGGGGGUGAGAAGGAGAGAAGGAAGGAAGGAAGGAAGGAGUGGUGAAAGAUAUUUUAGAAAUGGCGGAAGGCACGUGUCCAUUUUAUUGAAGAGAAUUACGAUAAGCAGCAAGAAUGGUGUUGAUUUUAAACGGGGUCCUUCAGGAAGAUGUCCCAACGGACAGUAGAUCGUUAUACGUGUCACACCCCGUAUAUCGUGAGACCGCAACGCAACUUCACUCAAUACCCGCAAAAUUGGUGGGCCCGGUCGGCCUUUUGUACGUCCAGCAACGAGAAAUGGCAGCCACUGUACCAAUGGAUAAGAACGUGAGCAUCCUCGGCUCGGACGACAUGACUACGUGCAUAAUCGUCGUCGUGAAGCAUUCCGGAUCGGGUGCGUCAGCCUUGGCACACCUGGAUGGCGCAGGUACGGAAGAUGCCGCAGCUGCCAUGAUUCAAAGGGUGACAGAAUUAUCUAUUGGCUUUCCGGAAGGUCGUUUAGAAUUACAGUUGGUCGGUGGUUAUUCCGACCCAAAGAAUUACUCCGAGGAAUUGUUUUAUAAUAUUUUAUCUGCCUUUCACAAACAACCCGUCGAAAUCGACUUAACGUUGUGCUGUGUCGGUGAACUGAACACCACCGUAAGAGCUGGCAUCCAUUGGCCUGUGAUCUAUGGUAUCGGAUUGAACUUGAAGACCGGCGAGAUCUUCCCUGCAACCUUCCCUGACAAGGGCCCCGAUCAGCCGCUCAGGUGUGCCAGACAGUUAACCGGAGGUCAACAGGUUCUCGACGUCUACGACUACAACCUGGGAUUACUUAGAAUCGGUCCCUUUAAUUACGAUCCCUUGAGAGGUGUCGACCUUUGGCUAUCUCAAACCGAUCAAUUCAUCCUUCAACAUCUAUCGACGUCACCGGAAGUUGAACUUCCUCAUUUCGCGUCGCAGAUACGAGCAACGCUUAAAUAUAUCCAGGACAAUCAAUUUCCGGCUGUUACCGUCUUCCGGGAUAAUAGGCCUCAUUAUUAUCGUCGGGAUGAAACAACUGGUAUCUGGCAACCAAUACGAUACUAAUUAUUGCACUUAUAUAUGAAAAUAUAUACGUGCGCGCAAAACUUCACAUUGUCUUUUCUUAUAGGAGCAUACAAAAAUUAAUUAAUUGAUUAAUUAAUGCUCGCGAAUAUCCAUCAGUUUUUAUUUUAUUUCAUUUUAUUUUAUUUCAUUCGUUUUUUCAACCUCUAUCAUGAAGAAGAAGAAGAAGAAGGAGAAAAUAUUAUUUUCAAUGAAUAAUUGCGAGUCACUAAAAUAACGAAUAUGAUAACACAACAACAACGCAAAAAAUAGCGAAAUUAGAAAAAAGAAUAAUUAAUAAUAAUAAUAAACCGUUUGUCGAAAGUGCGAAAGAGAAGAGA
Molecule: messenger RNA, 2038 nt
Organism: Polistes canadensis
Lineage: Eukaryota; Metazoa; Arthropoda; Insecta; Hymenoptera; Vespidae
Gene: Ntan1
Product: protein N-terminal asparagine amidohydrolase
Exons: 9
Coding region: 768-1700 (310 amino acids)
Biological process (GO): ubiquitin-dependent protein catabolic process
Cellular component (GO): nucleus
Molecular function (GO): protein-N-terminal asparagine amidohydrolase activity
Source: RefSeq, a predicted model, not a curated record